AUGUCUCGUGCAACAGAUCAACCAAGUCCACCCACGCCACCAACACAACUUGAUAAUGAUGAAAAACGUAUAUUAGCUGAAUGUGAACGAGAAUCACUGAUUUAUCGUAGUAUACCAUUAGGUCUUACGGCUUUUUUUGCAACACAAUAUGCUAUGUCAAGAAAUUUAAUAAAACCACAAGGAAGAUGGAUUAAACUUGGUGCAAGUCUAUUUACUGGUUAUCUUCUUGGCAAGAUAUCAUAUGCACCAACUUGUCGAAAUAAAAUUCUUACACAAAUUCCAAAUAGUAAUCUAGCAUAUGCAAUUCGUGGUGUUGAAGCUCGACAUGAAUCUGUUAAUUCUGAUGAACAACAACAACAACAACAACAACAGCCUCAAUCAUAUAUGUCAAGAAAAUCAAAAGAUCCUAGUGAAGCUGUUGUAUUUGUACCUGAUCCAGUUGAAUUUGAUACGCAUACACUUCCAGUCGGUGUUAAUCAGUAUGGUGAUCCAAUUUAUGAUACGACUAAAUGA
Messenger RNA from Rotaria sordida, 513 nucleotides. NCBI's taxonomy places the organism in Eukaryota, Metazoa, Rotifera, Eurotatoria, Philodinida, Philodinidae. The record is from the annotation of a GenBank genome assembly.